CCUAUAUGCCGCGGACUUCCGUUCGGAUGCUUCCGGACUCUUCAGCCCGUAGCAGAACUUCCGGUUUACGUUGACGUUAACUUAAGCCAGAGCCCGCUUUCUCUGCUUUAGCUAUGGCGUUUUUCACUAGAUCAUUGCAGGACCUGCCGAGGAUAACGGUAAACGAUGUUCACCGAAUCAUCCAGGCCACAUCAAAGACACCAACGGCAAACAGAGAUAAAGGAUUUAAACUGUAUGUGGCCAGCUAUAUACACAACUACGAAGUUUCAAACAAGGAGUCAGGAGGAGGAAAGGUCACGGUUAGGUCGGAGUGCUUCCGAUCUAUGAGGAAAAGCCAGAAGCCUCACUGUCUGAGUGUUGUGCUAAGGGAUUCUAAGCCGGUGGUGUUGGAGAGAUGCCAGUGUACCUGUGUGGCCGGUACAGCUUUGUGCUGUCAUGUGGCAGCUCUACUGUAUCAGACGGCGCACUACUCCCAGCUGAGGCUUACAUCAGUUCCCCCAGUGUUCAGCUGCACAGAAACUGAACAAAAGUGGCACAAACCAAGGACCAUGGGUAUUAAACCUGGUCCAGUUAAUGACAUGGUCAUCAUAUCAGCCAGACCAAGAGAGAGGAGGCUUGCAGAAGGAAUAAGAAGCAACUUGUAUAAAGGAGUGAGCUGCCCUCUGCCAGACAUCUCCACAUUAAAAGUUCAGGAGGCAUACCAUGGACUUAGUGCAGAUGAAGCUCCCAUGAUCACAGCAAUGGCGCUCUCCAGCAAUGUUCCUCUGGUUGAGUCCAUGUUCGGUCCGGUGCAGGAGGGAAGUGUGCUGUCCUAUCAGCUACCAAUAAGGACAGUCCCCAUUACCCGUCCCCACACAGAUGCCCCUUCCCCUCCACAGCUGCCACUGUCAUAUUACAGACUCGGACCCUCUACCUGUUCAAGCAGAGUUCCUGCGUUGAGUGGCACCAACUGA
Messenger RNA from Alosa sapidissima (American shad), 953 nucleotides. RefSeq lists its product as uncharacterized. Bases 114 to 953 code for a protein of 279 amino acids. Gene Ontology annotation, molecular function: zinc ion binding. NCBI's taxonomy places the organism in Eukaryota, Metazoa, Chordata, Actinopteri, Clupeiformes, Clupeidae. The record is from RefSeq and is a predicted model, not a curated record. The transcript is spliced from 5 exons.